This is a messenger RNA of Boeremia exigua, 1735 nucleotides long. RefSeq lists its product as uncharacterized. NCBI's taxonomy places the organism in Eukaryota, Fungi, Ascomycota, Dothideomycetes, Pleosporales, Didymellaceae. Gene Ontology annotation, molecular function: metal ion transmembrane transporter activity. The coding region runs from base 229 to 1668 and encodes 479 amino acids. Gene Ontology annotation, cellular component: membrane. Gene Ontology annotation, biological process: metal ion transport; transmembrane transport. The transcript has 5 exons. The record is from RefSeq and is a predicted model, not a curated record.
AAUGUUUCAACCUGCCUCUGCAUCUUACUGAGCCCAUCUAUCCCAGCGUCCAGGUUUGUCGCUUCCAUGAGCUAGUCGCUUGCAUUGAUGCUUCAUUGGCAGCUUAACCGCCGACAGCCUUGCAAGGCAUUGGUGCCUUCCGGGGCUCAGCCUUCCAGGAUGAAAUACCUCCAAGCUGACGAGAUAAUUUCGUGAUUUGCUUGUUGACUUCACUCCUAUGACACAACUAUGUCGGGCCCAAGGUGGAUGCAACCACCUCAAUUCAGGCCGGAUCCAGGGCCCUCUUUCGACGCCGAACCCCACCUGUCAUGGCCGUGGAACUUACCAGCCGUAGACACGAUCCCACCAGGGCUCAAGGAGAUCUUGCGAAGAAACCGAGGAAAUGGAUGUCAAGUGGCGAAGUACUUGUUCGAGCACCGGAAAUGGCGAUUUGAUAGGGCAACCACUAGUUCCAAGGACAUCAAGGACAUGGUCUCAAGACCCGGUCCAUUGGCAGAUCAAGAGAGAACUGACUGCGCGUUCUAUUUUGUAUCAUCAUUGCAAGACGAGGCUACAAGGUCUUUGGGCCACUGGAUGGGCAUUCCUCCGACCUUCUUCGCACUUCCUUCAGUUCACCUAAGAGUCAUCACUGGCAUUAGAUCAGAAAAUCACCUCAUUUUGUCUCUUCAAUACAUGAGCAAGUACUCUAUUGGUCACGAACCGUCAGCGUCUUUACCGCACUGUCGAUUCCGAAACAAAACUGGUCAACAGCCUCACGAAUGGCACGCUAAUCAUGCUCGCCUUGUGUUCCUCGCAGAUUCAACACACAGCAACGCAAAAGCAUUGCCAAAUGGAAAGUCAAUGUGCUGGCUGUGGAGAGGUCUGUACAUGUUUGGUGAAGGAGACGAAUCUGCAGCGACUAGACUACGAGAUCAUAUGGUGGCUCGUGACAAAGACGACCCGGACCCGGCUGAAGUGUAUCAAGGUUUAGGUCACAUCAUUCGAGAUGUGAUUUACAACCUGUGUAAUAUUCGUACAGAGUUUUUCGAUGAAGCCAUGGAACAUUUACAAGUCUUGAGCAACAGAUGCCUGAGCGAAGACCUCGACCCAGUAAAGCAACUUGAGUACAUGCGAGAGCUCUACACGCUACUUCCGCUUUGGUCCCAGGUACGUAGGCAACUAAACGGGACCAAGAAUAUGGUAGCUCAGGUAUCGCGACAUGAGAUGUCCAGCUUCGAGCAAGGCGUGCGAGAUAACAGAUACUACGUCAAGAGGCUCUCAGUCGUCGAAGACCAGCUCGGCCGCUGCGAUGACGCCGCCGACAAGACCAAAAACCUCAUCGACUUGAUCAUGGGCAUCGCGUCAUUACAAGAAUCGCGCGCGGCAGUCCGAGAGAGUCGAGCAGCAAACAGUUUUGCGAGUAGCAUUCAGCGCGUCACGAUUCUGACAUUCAUAUACCUCCCGCUGACGCUUGCCUCAAGUAUACUGGGUAUGAACAUCACCCAAGUCACGGGCGAGGCAACGCACAGUCAGCUGUGGUUGUACUUCGUCAUCGCCAUUGCGCUCAUGGCAGCUACGUUUGGAGGCUGGUACGUGUGGUCGCGGCUAUUGCCGAGUGUCAAGUGCAAGGUAAGGCAACGGGCUUUGAGGCGUGCUGCGACAGUAAAGAGUGUCCAACAAGCACCGUGACAAUGGAGACUUGCUGUGAUGAACUGUUGAUUGUCUCUUUCAACCGUGCCAGCGUUUAUUUCAAGCU